AUGCCGCGAGUGGUCGUUGACAUGCUGAAGGAGUACAUCGUUCGUUCCACGAUGUUCCGCUUGAGCAACUUGCGCGUGAACCGCGCCACCGACCGGAAGCGGAGCCAGAUCCGAGUGGCGCCCAGCUUCCCGAGCCUGAAGUCGCUCUUCGGCACGGGAUGCAAAGACAAGUCGCUGCUGGCCAAGGUCUCCCAUGCCCUGCCAGAUGAGAAGCAAAACCAGACGAGUGAAUCACGCUCGUGCCAAAGCUCGGCUGCUGGGUGGCAAGGCCACCGAGAGGCCCACGACGCGGUGCAUUGCUUGGGCAUCUUGAGGCACCUUUGA
Durusdinium trenchii is the source of this 324-nucleotide messenger RNA. Lineage: Eukaryota; Dinophyceae; Suessiales; Symbiodiniaceae. The record is from the annotation of a GenBank genome assembly.